This is a messenger RNA of Torulaspora delbrueckii, 2502 nucleotides long. RefSeq names its product serine/threonine protein kinase CLA4 (gene CLA4). Gene Ontology annotation, biological process: intracellular signal transduction; regulation of MAPK cascade; protein phosphorylation. The record is from RefSeq and is a predicted model, not a curated record. Gene Ontology annotation, molecular function: protein serine/threonine kinase activity; ATP binding. Gene Ontology annotation, cellular component: cytoplasm. Lineage: Eukaryota; Fungi; Ascomycota; Saccharomycetes; Saccharomycetales; Saccharomycetaceae. The coding region runs from base 1 to 2502 and encodes 833 amino acids. The transcript has a single exon.
AUGUCACUAUCAGCUGCAGCUAAUAAGAUCUCGGAUAAUGACUUUCAGAAUAUAGGUCCAGCUCCUCGGCCCCCUGGAGUUGCAAAGCAACCAUCGGGGUAUAAUCAGACACAACCGAUCACUAAGUUCUCUAGUCAGUUCGAUAUUCAUCGCAACGUGGGUUCGAGAUCUAUCUCACAAUCAUCGAUGCACUUCAAGAAAAGAGCAGGUUGGGUUUCUUAUAAGGAUGAUGGACUAUUGUCCUUCUUAUGGCAGAAAAGAUAUUUGGUACUAAAUGAUUCUUAUCUGGCUCUUUACAAGAAUGAUAAGGUAUCCGAGGAUCCCGUGCUGCAAAUUCCAAUAACGAGUAUAGUGAGUGUGAGUAGGAACCAGUUGAAGCAGAAUUGUUUUGAGAUCGUACGCUCUAGUGAGCGGAUCUCUUCGUCUUCUAGUUCAGUCUCUUCAUCGGGAUCUAGUGGUUCAGGAAGUGCAGGAGACUCGGGCUCAAGGAAAUCAAUAUAUAUCUCGCCAAAGACCGAGCAGGAAUUACACAGUUGGUUAGACGCCAUCUUUGCCAAAUGUCCUUUGCUGAGUGGUGUUUCUUCACCGACAAACUUUACGCACAAAGUUCAUGUGGGGUUUGAUCCUGAAACUGGUAGCUUUGUUGGUAUGCCAUCCAAUUGGGAAAAACUGCUGAAGCAUUCUAGGAUCACGGGUGAGGAUUGGAAUAAUGAUUCUGCUGCGGUGAUUCAGGUUUUACAAUUUUAUCAAGAGUACAAUGGCAUUUCUGGUCAGCCGCAAUCGAAUCCGCCCAAGGUUGGGAGCUCUUUGAGGAAUGUUAGUAGCAAUAACAAUUACAAGAAUCUAAAUGGGAGUAAUACAUCUGUGAAUCCAGCUGGCUUGUUACCACAGAGACAAGCUCCCGCUACUCCUAAUGCAAAACCUCCGAGAUCGGCGGAAAAAGCGCCAUUACCUCAAUCACAGACAAAGACACCAUCACCACAACACAUCUCACCAUAUCAGCAGCAGCAGCACCACCAUAAAUACCCACAACAGGCCCAUGCGCAACAGAUAAGGACCGGCCAAUCAACUAAUACAACUCCUCUUGCACAGCGCACUUUGCCUCGCAAUAACUCUCAGCAAAACUAUUAUCAACAACAGCAUGCGCAUCAGCCAUCUCCUUUAAAAAUGAAUGGGUAUAGACCACAUCAUAAUAUGGUCAAUCCAUACGCUAAGCAACAACCUGUGCUCAGUUCGAAUCCUUCUCAGCAAAGUCUACGAAAUGAUAACUAUGAGAAUGUACCUCUCAGACUGCAUCCAGAAAGGGUGGCUCCUAAACCUCCAAUAUCGGUUGUAACUCCUCAACAUACUAACGGGCCAAACCGUGAUCCUAUGUCUGCUGGUGCUGGCGCUAUGAACCAACCGGGGGCUGGCCAGCCAUCUCCGGCAACCCAAAACCCUCCAGGAAAGGCAUUACAGCCCAUGAGGCAGGCUCCGAAGAAACCAACCGCUGAGCACAAGAAUGACGUUGGCGUAACCAAGCAAAGAAAGCCAGGUAGGCCAUCCAUGUCUAAUGCGGAGAUCAUGACAAAAUUGAAGAGUGUUACUUUCAACGUUGAUCCUUCGCCAUACUUCAAUAUGAUCGAAAAAGCGGGACAGGGUGCUAGUGGUUCUGUUUAUUUGGCACAGAGAAUACAACUUCCUCCCAGACUCGCGGAAGAGGAAAGGGACAAUAAUCAAGAGCCAUCUGAAAUAGGUGACAAAGUUGCAAUAAAACAGAUGAUUCUUUCAAAGCAACCUCGUAAGGAAUUGAUCGUCAAUGAAAUUUUGGUCAUGAAAGACUCUCGUCAUAAAAACAUUGUCAAUUUCUUAGAGGCUUACCUUAAGACUGAAGAUGAUUUGUGGGUUGUGAUGGAAUUUAUGGAAGGCGGCUCGCUUACGGAUAUAAUAGAAAACAGCCCAUCGAAUGGUGGAAAUUAUUCUCCUUUGACAGAGCCACAAAUCGCAUAUAUCGUUCGAGAAACCUGUCAAGGUUUACAAUUCCUACAUGACAAGAACAUUAUUCACAGAGAUAUCAAGUCUGAUAAUGUCUUGCUUGAUACCAAAGCACGCGUGAAGAUUACUGAUUUCGGGUUUUGUGCGAAAUUGACAGACAAGAGAAGCAAGAGAGCUACUAUGGUCGGUACUCCUUAUUGGAUGGCGCCAGAAGUUGUCAAGCAGCGCGAAUAUGACGAGAAAGUCGAUGUUUGGUCUCUGGGGAUCAUGUCCAUCGAGAUGCUCGAGGGAGAGCCUCCAUAUUUGAAUGAAGAUCCACUAAAGGCACUGUACCUCAUUGCGACUAACGGAACACCAAAGUUGAAGCAUCCUGAGACACUGUCCCUGGAGAUCAAGAGAUUCCUCAGCGUUUGCUUGUGCGUUGAUGUGAGAUACAGAGCAACGACAGAAGAGCUUCUACAUCAUACUUUUUUCAGUAUGGCAUGCGAUCCACAAGAUUUGUCCUCACUGCUAUCUUGGAAAAAGUAG